Gasterosteus aculeatus aculeatus (three-spined stickleback) is the source of this 1284-nucleotide messenger RNA. It is a transcript of the gene sbds, whose product is annotated as SBDS ribosome maturation factor. The record is from RefSeq and is a predicted model, not a curated record. Lineage: Eukaryota; Metazoa; Chordata; Actinopteri; Perciformes; Gasterosteidae. Gene Ontology annotation, biological process: cytosolic ribosome assembly; ribosome biogenesis.
ACUCCUUGAUAGCGCACCCGUGGUGCAACGCAGUUGUCUGAGAGCAUAUUUUUUUCCUUAUCAACAGCAGCAUUGGGACGGAGCACCCCGUCUUAACAAACACAAUUAUGUCCAUAUUUACGCCAACAAACCAAAUACGACUGACAAAUGUGGCGGUGGUGAGGAUGAAGAAGGGAGGGAAGCGGUUUGAAAUCGCCUGCUACAAGAAUAAAGUUGUGAACUGGAGAGCGGGAGCGGAGAAAGACCUGGACGAGGUCCUGCAGACUCAGUCGGUCUUCGUUAAUGUGUCCAAAGGCCAGGUGGCUAAGAAGGAGGAUUUGACCAAAUCGUUUGGGACAGAUGAUCUGACAGAAAUCUGUAAACAGAUCCUGGCUAAAGGAGAGCUCCAAGUGUCGGACAAGGAAAGGCAUUCUCAGCUGGAGACGAUGUUCAGGGACAUUGCAACUAUUGUGGCUGAAAAGUGUGUCAACCCUGAGACCAAGAGGCCGUAUACAGUCAGUCUCAUCGAGGGGGCGAUGAAGGAAAUCCACUACUCGGUUAAGGCCAACAAGAGCACAAAACAGCAGGCUCUGGAAGUGAUCCGGCAGCUGAAGGAGUCCAUGGGGAUCCAGAGGGCCCACAUGAGGCUGCGGUUGGUGCUGCCGGCCAAAGAGGCCAAGAGGCUGAAGGAGAAACUGAAGCCGCUCCUGCAGGUUGUGGAGAGUGAAGAUUUCGAUGAGCAGCUGGAAAUGGUGUGUCUGGUGGAUCCAGGCUGCUUCAGGGAGAUCGAUGAGCUGAUCCGCAGUGAGACCAGAGGCCGAGGUUCUCUGGAGGUUGUCAGUCUAAAGGAUGUGGAAGAGGGGGAGGAGAAAUUUUAGAAACCCCAACCAGUCCGGACUCUGCACCUUAUCCCAACUAACUAAAUGCAAACUCUAAAGUCUAUAUUGUUUUUGAGAUUCUGUUCCUGAGUCUCUUGUCUCUAUGAUUAAAGGAUUUGCUUAACUGAAAGAAAAACUUUGCCAGAUUUGCAUGCUGGGUGGAUUGUAUUUUCUUAAUUAGUUUGAGCAUUUAUAAGUAAACACGCAGGUCAGUCCACUGUUCUGGUCUGCAUUCACCAAUUUUUUUUUAAACUUUUUUUAUUUCAGUACCUCUUAACAUUAACAAAACGUUUCUGCCUUCCAUCAGUGUGUGUGCGCCACAUGCUAAAAACCCCAGUUGUAUGGAUAAUUACGUCACCUCAAUAACUUAUAUUUUGUCAUAAUAACUAAGCAUGCUAUGAAGAAAAUAAAUACGUUAUGACAUUUU